AUGGAAGAAGGACUCGAUCCCGAGAAGCAGCCCACGCCGGCGAGCACGGGGAGGACCGAAACCCCAUCCGCGACCUCGAUGUCAAGGCCGACCCGCGGCUACGCCCACCUCGCCGAGUUCAUGACCAAGACACGCCACGGGAUGAUGCGCCGGUUCAAGGACUUGUCGACGCAGAACCUCCUGUACCUCCAGGCCGAGCUAUACCAGCUCAAGUUCGAGCUGGACCGGGAGGCUGCGGCUGACGCGCAGUUCCCGCGGUCCGACGAGAGGAGCAACUGGGACUUCCACUGGAAUCUCCUGGCGACGAGCGGGCAGAGGGGAUGUGACAAGAGGUGGAAGAUUUGGUUGAAGCUGCGGGAAAGGUUGUAUGAAUACCAGGACGCCAUCCAGAGACACGCCAAGGUCGCCUCCAUGGCUGGCCCCACGGCGGAUCAGAGAAGUAUACUAUCCAAGAUCGUGGGGCGAGACUCGCUCAGCGACGACAGCAUGCAGUUCCUAUCCCGUGAGCUGAGGGGCCUCGAGCCCGAGGCGUAUAAGGAAGGGUUCCUCGACGAUCUUGUGCUGCUCGAGGCGGCGGAUGAGGAUAAUGAUCCGCUCGAGAGGUUUGUUGUCAACGCUGUGCUGAGACUACUGAGAGCCUUUCGCGGGUGUAAGAUGAAACUCAUCCGACAGGAAGAUAUUGAAAGCGGCUUGGGCGGCAGUCUUGCCAUCGUGGGCGGGCGCGUCUACCAGUGGGACAAGAGUACGUACUCGAGGGCCAACCGGGUCAUCGGAGCCAUGUUUUCCACCGUCGUACCCGUCGCGUCCGUCGUCACGCUGUAUGCUGUCCAAAGCAUGGGGUUGCGGGUCGGCCUGGUGUGUGUCUUCUCGCUGGUGUUCUGCCUUGCGCUCAGCACCCUGACCAAGACGAGGAGGAUCGAGGUAUUCGCGGCGACUGCGGCGUUUAUGAGCGUGCAACUAGUCUUUAUCUCCCAAGGCAACUGA
Molecule: messenger RNA, 984 nt
Organism: Diaporthe amygdali
Lineage: Eukaryota; Fungi; Ascomycota; Sordariomycetes; Diaporthales; Diaporthaceae
Exons: 4
Coding region: 1-984 (327 amino acids)
Source: RefSeq, a predicted model, not a curated record